AUGAGGGUUGUUACAGCUUCUGACGAUGGAAAGAAGACUGGAUUUGUCAUCGUUAGAAAGACAUCAGAUGCAGGAGAUAAUGGCAAAAAAUCAAGACUUACCCUUGCUUAUGAAAAAAGUGGUUAUUAUAGAGACAACAGAAAGAUCAAGGGGGAACGAUUGAGGUUGACAGGUUCUAAAAAGUGUGGAUGCCCAUUUCUAUUAAGGGGGGAAAAAUUACCUACAAAUGAUGAGUGGAUGUUGCAUGUCUUAUGUGGAGUGCACAAUCAUCCGUCUGCUGAAUAUCUUGAAGGGCACUCAUUUGCUGGCAGAUUAUCUAAAGAGGAAACAUCCUUAUUAGUUGACAUGUCGAAGAGUAUGCUUGCGACCAAAAGAGAUAUUGGUUACAUUGAAACCAAGGGAUGCCUUUAA
This is a messenger RNA of Camellia sinensis, 411 nucleotides long. NCBI's taxonomy places the organism in Eukaryota, Viridiplantae, Streptophyta, Magnoliopsida, Ericales, Theaceae. The record is from RefSeq and is a predicted model, not a curated record.